AUGCCUAGCGCGGAGCUUGAACACGCGGGGAUAGGGGAGCUGCGCGCGCAUGAAGGGGUGGCUGAAGAGCCAGGAGGGGACGCGGGAGCCGCGGAAACGUCACUUGCAGAAGCAGGGGAUGCGGAAAUGGUCGGAUCUGGAGCAGGAAGGAGUGUGGCCGAGGGGCAAAGGGCGGACGAGGCGCGUUUAGCAGCAGAGGAACGGGGAGAGAGGGGAGUGAGAGAAGCAGAGAAGUUGGAUGGGAGGGAGAGGAGGGAGAUUGAGGGGUUGGGGGACUCUCCUUUUGGGGAAUCCCCAACUCCGUCCUCUGAACCGCUCGUGCCGCACUCACACCCGCACCCGUCGCAUCCCCCUUUCCUGCAGCCAGACUCGCCCUCCUCCCCCCAACCGCCCGUGCCACAUUCGCACACUCACCCGUCGCGCGCACACCCGUCGCGCGCACACCCCGAAUCCCUGCAGUCCCAAUCUCACCACCCCCAAUCCGUGCACUCUCAAUCCCUGCAGUCCCAAUCCCAUCACACCCAAGCCUCUCGUUCCCAGUCGUCUCAUUCACUACCAGAUGCCGCUGUUCCCACCUCCUCCCCCCCUCCUGAUACCGCCACUCCUAGAAGCCCCCCCUUCCGUCUCCCCCGUCCCCCCAAGCCGCCACUCCACCCCUUCCUCUCGCCACCCCCCCCGAAAUGGGCCGGCAGAGGAACCGGUCAGCGGCAGAGGGCUGGGGAGUGGGUUAGGAGGAGUUGGGAGCUGGUAGCAGCAGGCAGAGCUGCCAAAAGCCAGUCUAGAUACAGCCGGGGGCAGGGGCAAGCUCAGGGGGACGAACUUCUUGGGUUGGGGAUAGCCCGGCCUGCUACAGCCCGGGGCGGCAGCACCCGCCGCCCUGCUACAGCCGGGCCGCUGGGGGAAGCAGCAGAGUCUGCUACAGCCGGGGGGUCUGUAGCAGGGACGCCUGUGGCGGGUACCCCCACUGCCCGCACCGCCCACGUUUGGGAGGAGGCUGAGGAGGCAGAGGGGGCCGUCUUUUGGCGGGUCUUCAGAGCUGCUGGGGCUUAUGGGGAAAGGGGCGAUCAAGGGCUUGCUGCGGGUUUGAAGAGUGUGCAGAGGUGGAGAGAAGGGGGGAGUGGAACGGGGAGUGAUGUGGAGUGGGAGGGGGAGGGGGGGUGGGGUGGGGAGGGUUUGAUUCGCCGAGAAACGGGGGAGAGUGGAAAAGGGGGAGGGGGGGAGGGAGGAGAGGCGGGGACUGGUGGUGCUGCGGGUGCUCUUGCUGCUGGCGGUAGCGGGAGCAGCAGGUCAGGUAGGAGGUCCCUUCUGUCGAGCUUUCUAUCAGACUCAUCAGACAAAGACAAGGACAGGGAGAGGCCUGGGUCCGCGUCUAAGAGGAGUCGUCUCCGAAGCAGCAGCUUCGGCUCGUUACCCUCCCCCGGGGGUGCUGGUGCGGGCGCAGGCUCGGGUGGUGGUUCGGGUGCAGGUGGCGGUGCUUCGGGUGGUGGUGCUGCCGGUGGUGGUGAGGGAAAGCUAUGGGAGCAGCUAGAGGAGAAAUACCAGGAGCCUCUCUCUGCUGAAGCUGCUGCCGCUGCCGCUGCAGCAGCCGCCGCUUCUGCUGCCUCUCCUGGCGCUGCUGCUGGUGGUUUCGGUGGUGCUACCCCUAAUGCACCUCGUAGCAGCAGCAGGGAGGCGGCGGAUGAAGGGGAGACGGGUAGCGGCAGUGGGGGGAGAGACGGCGAAGGGGAGAAGCUGGGGGGGAGAGGUGGGGAGGGAGGAGGAGCAGAAGGAGGAGGGGGAGGAGGAGUGGGAGGGGGAGGAGGGGAGGAAGAGGAGGAGAAACGGCCUUCUCUAGCUGUGAUGUUUCAGCGGUCUAUAAGCCUGAGGCUUGCACCUGGGGAGAGGCUAGGAGGGGGAGGGGGAGGGGGAGGAGGAGUAGGAGGAGGUGGAGGGAGACGGGAUGGUGGCGGGGAGAAGUUAGGGGUUAUGGAUGCUUUUAGAAGGCAGGUCACGCUGAGAAGCAGGCCUGAACGGGUUGAGGAAGAGGAAGCCGGGCGUGAGGUGAAACACGGGAGUGGGGAGGGACAGGGGGAGGAGGGUAAGGGGAGUGGGGAGGGUAGGGCCGGGGAGGGUCAGGGAGAGGAGAGUGAGGGUGAGGAGGGGCGGAAGGAUGGGGAGGAGAGUAGUGAUGAUGGGGAGAGGGAGACAGUGGGGGAGGAGGAAGGAAAGGAAGGGGAGAGAGGGGAGGAAGUGAAGGGGGAAGGGGUCAAGGAGGAUGUAAAUGAGGAAGGUAAGAUGGACGAGGGUGCUGGUGCUGGUGCUGCUGGUGCUGGUGCUGGUGGGGUGGGGGAUUUGGGAGGAGGAGAAAGAAAGUCAGAAGUUUUAAUUGAAGAAACGAGCUUUCAGCCAGAAGAGCAGCGGCAGGAGAAGCAACAGCAGCAGCAAGCAGCAGCAGCAGCAGCAGCAGCAGCAGCAGCAGCAGCAGCAGCAGCAGCAGCAGCAGCAGCAGCAGCAGCAGCAGCAGCAGCAGCAGCAGCAGCAGCAGCAGCAGCAGCAGCAGCAGCAGCAGCAGCAGCAGCAGCAGCAGCAGCAGCAGCAGCAGCAGCAGCAGCAGCAGCAGCAGCAGCAGCAGCAGCAGCAGCAGCAGCAGGAGCAGGAGCAGGGCAGGGGCAGGGGCAGGAACAGCAGCAGCAGGAGAAGCAGGAAGAGGGAAAAUCGGAGAAUCAGCCCCAAACGGAGGAGAAUCAACAGCAGCAGCGGGGUGGCGGGGAGGGAUCGGAGGGGAAGCAGCAGGCUUCAGGGAGGGCACAGAGGCUGCUGGUAAGGCACCAAUCUCUAAGCAACAAGGCACUAGACGCUGCGAAUCAGAGUAUGGGUGUGGAUUUGGGUUUGACAGGGCGUGAUGAUGCUGCUGCUGCCACCAGCAGCAGCAGCAAUACCCCUGCGAACAACAGUGGCAACGGUGCUGGUGGGUUUGGUGGCAACCUGCCUUUGCUACGGACGAGUACAGAGAGAAUCGUUCGGUCGACCCGCAGUUUGGCUGUUAAGAAGUAUUUAUCCCCAUCUUCCUCGCUGGUUCGACGGGCAGGAGCAGCAGGGGGGGCAGAGGGAGCAGCAGAGAGAGCAGGGGCGGGAGCGGGGGGAGGGGAGGGAUCGGGAGGAGAGGUGGGUGGGACGGGAGAGGAGGCGAAGAAGAGGGGGUGGAGAGGGGCGGAGAGGAUUGGGGCGGAUAGAUUAAGGGUGGUUGGAGGGGGGGGGGCUGAGGUAUGGGGAGCGGAGGGAGGGGCGGAAACGUGGAGAGUGGAGGGAGGGGCGGAGGUGUGGGGGGUAGGAGCAGAGGCGAGUGAAAGAGGUGAGAGGUGGGUCGGAGAAACGGAGUAUACGCAACCGCAUGAGAGGUGGGUGGGGCCUGAGGAUGGGUAUGAGGGUGAAAGGCAGGACUUGGGGACUCAGACGUUGGAUUAUGGGGAGGUUCAUGCAGAGCAGUAUGAGGAGCAGUAUGGGGAGGGAUAUGGAGAGCAGUAUGGGGAGCAGUAUGGGGAGCAGUAUGGAGAGCAGGAGCAGUAUCAGGUGCAGUAUGAGGGGCAGUAUCAGGAGCAGUAUCAGGAGAAUUAUCAGGAGAAUUUUCAGGAGAAUUACCAGGUGGAUUAUCAGGAGCAGGAGCAGUAUCAGGAGUAUCAUGAGGAGCAGUAUGAGGAGCAGGUGUAUUUUGAGGGGCAGAGGAGGCAGGUUCGACAAGGGCUUGAGCAGGAGUAUGUGGAGAGGGGGGUGUACGGGCAGGAACAGCAGUUUCAGGGGCAGCAAUUCGGGCAGGAACAACAGUUUGAUGGGCAGCAAUUCGGGCAGGAGCAGCCGUUUGAGGAGGGGGAGUUCGGGCAGCAGCAGCCUUUUGACGGGCAGCAGUACGGGCAGGAGUAUGAAGAGUUGGGGUAUGGGGAGGGACAGUCGGAGCAGCAGCAGCAGCAGCAGCGUCAGUGGCAGCAGCAGCAGCGCCAGUGGCAGCGAGAGAAGGGGAAGGGGAAGGGGAAAGCAGCGUUAGAUGAGUGGGAGUUCGUGCUGCAGAGAAGCGGAACUACGAGCCCCAUGGGGGGUAGUAUGCAGGUCCGGGAGGUGUUCAGGUCCGAUUCGGUGAGCACUUCGGAAGACGAGGAGGAAGGGGAGGGGAGGGAGGUGGGGGGGCUAGGGGAAGGAGUGGUGAGAGGGAACCUAGGGGACAGAGUGGGGAGGGUAAGCGAGGGAGCGGAAUUUUCAGGUCACUUUCUCGCUCCCGACUUGCUCAAUCUUCCAGUUUUUCGGGCAGGACCAGCGAGCGAAAUCUUUCGGGCAGAAGUGCAGGUGCAUCUGACCUGGACCGGGCAGAUUCAGGUGAUUUCAGCAGAGGGGGUCCAGGUGGAUUCAACAGGGGUGCCUGUGUACCCAAUAGAGCAGGCGGCUCAGGUGAAUUCAACAGUGGAGGGUCAGGUGCUCUGGCAGGAUACGACAUGGAAGGACCAGUCUGCAGCAGCAGGAGUAGGAGUAGCAGGAGCAGGAGGAGGAGUAGCAGCAGCAGGAGGAGGAGCAGGGGGAGUGUCGUUCCAACCCCAGUCCAGUGGGCCACAGACGUUCCAACGCAGCUUCACGGACAGAAGACGGCCCGUUCUCCCGCCCCACCCUGUUUCCAUUGCUGCUGUUCCCCGCAUUUCUGCGAGAGAGUGGCUAGCAGGAGCAGCACCAGGAGCCUCUAUAAGCCCAGCAGCAGGAGCAGCAGGAGCAGCAGCAGGAGCAGCUGCAUUCCUCCCACAACCCCAGUCUGCUGCGAAUCCGCCAUUCUACCCCCAGGCCGGCGGCCCCCAGGCGUUUGCUUUUGAGUCGACUCAAAAGCAGGCCGGCGGUCCCCAGGCGUUUCAGCGCAGCUUUACGGAUCGAAGGCGGCCCGUCCCUCCUCCUUACGCCGCUGCUCCUGCUCCCGCUCCCGCUGGUGGUGCUGUUCCCCGCUUCCAGCGCAGCUUGACCGACCGAAGGCGGGCGCCCCCUGCCUUCGUUCCUGCUCCUCCUCCUGCUGCUGCUGGUUUUCUCCCCUAA
Messenger RNA from Closterium sp. NIES-65, 5040 nucleotides. The record is from the annotation of a GenBank genome assembly. NCBI's taxonomy places the organism in Eukaryota, Viridiplantae, Streptophyta, Zygnematophyceae, Desmidiales, Closteriaceae.